AUGCUUCCUAACCUUCGAAGAAUUUUUGCUUCCUUCCGAACAGAGAAGGAGGAACGCUCAUACUCCAGAACUGCUUUUUUCCAUCUAAUUGGUUAUAUCUCUUUCAGUGUCAUCUUCAGUUUAUUAGUUAGAAGGAAAUCGCCUACUUUGUCCAUUGCUCCUUCUUUCAGCGCCCUUUAA
This is a messenger RNA of Schizosaccharomyces osmophilus, 180 nucleotides long. It is a transcript of the gene emr1, whose product is annotated as Ermes regulator Emr1. NCBI's taxonomy places the organism in Eukaryota, Fungi, Ascomycota, Schizosaccharomycetes, Schizosaccharomycetales, Schizosaccharomycetaceae. Bases 1 to 180 code for a protein of 59 amino acids. The record is from RefSeq and is a predicted model, not a curated record. The transcript is spliced from 3 exons. Gene Ontology annotation, biological process: outer mitochondrial membrane organization.